CACUCUUCUUCCCCUUCACAAUCACCACCACACGACCAUAUCUCAGAGUCCAAUUCUUCACUCUCCACAUGCCAACACCAAUGGCUCUUAAUCUCUGCACCUCCCCUAAAUGGAUUGGCACCACCGUCUUUGAUAGUACUUCUUCAUCGAAGCUAUCACUUGGUUCAUCUUCUUCUACUGCUUCAUUUUCUUCUUCCAUUUUGAAUUCAAAGAGUGUUGGUCUCAAGAGCUUAAGCUUGAGGAAGAGUGGGAGUUUCAGUGUAAGAUCAAGCUUGGAAACUACGGGCCCCACCGUGACUGUCGGACAAGUUACUGAAGUUAAUAAGGACACGUUUUGGCCCAUCGUUAAUGCCGCCGGUGAUAAAACCGUCGUGCUCGACAUGUACACUCAAUGGUGUGGUCCUUGCAAAGUGAUAGCUCCAAAGUACAAAGAAUUAGCUGAGAAGUAUUUGGAUGUUGUCUUUCUAAAGCUUGAUUGCAACCAAGAUAACAAGCCCUUGGCUAAAGAGCUAGGAAUUAAGGUGGUUCCCACUUUUAAAAUUCUGAAAGACAGCAAGAUUGUAAAAGAAGUAACUGGAGCUAAAUAUGAUGAUUUGGUCUUUGCCAUUGACACUGUUCGUUCUAGCUAAACAAUAUUACAACUAUUCUCUUGCUAUGUAAAAAUAUCAUGCGUGAUUCCCUCUGUAAGUAUUUCUAAUGCAAUUGUAAGCUGCUGAGUGGAAGAUGAGGAAAUGUCACCAUGUUGUUGUAAGCUGUAAUUGAUUAUUCCCUAUGCAUAGGGAAAAGUUGCUUAAAAUUAUUUCUGUUAUCAACUUGAUCAUGGGCUAUCUAUAAAGGUGGCUCAGAUUGCUUUUAUUUUUUAUUUUUAAAAUAAAUCUACAUUAGCUAAAUAUAAA
Molecule: messenger RNA, 896 nt
Organism: Medicago truncatula (barrel medic)
Lineage: Eukaryota; Viridiplantae; Streptophyta; Magnoliopsida; Fabales; Fabaceae
Source: RefSeq, a predicted model, not a curated record